AUGACAACGGUGAAAAAAGCAAAGAAGAAAUUGGAAAAUGAACGAGCUGAACAAGAAUUUGAGAUGGAAAAAUUGAAAGAAAAUGCGCAAAAAACAAUGACAAAAGUGGAGACACUGAAGGAAAGCUGUCGUGAGAAAGACAAAGAGAUUCGAAAGUUGGAGAAGAAACUGAAUCAAACAAUUGAGGAAUCAGAAAUAAAUAUAGCUGAGAUGAAAAAGAUUCACAAGCAAUCAAAGGACGAAUUGCAGAAUCGUUUUGAUGAAUUGAAAAAAGCUUAUCAAAAACUGGAAACAGAAAAUAAGACACAGAAGAUGAAACUUGAAUAUUCCGAAAAGGAACGAGAAUCUUCCGUUGAAUCAGAUUAUGUAUCUGGUGGUAGGCAAAGUCGUUUGGGUAGUCGACAGUACUCUUCCAGUUCAUUUGGAUCUAUUGGAUCGAUUCGUACAUUGAGUAGAAGAACAGUUGAACCAGAAAAUAAAUUUUCUUCUGGAUUUCGUAGUCCUUCUACAUUUUCACUGAGUUAUUAUUCGGGUGAUCCAUUCAAUCUCUCUAGGAGUUCAUCACAUAAUCAAUUUGCUAAUGAGCGAAAGAUUUCGCAAUUAGAAAGACAAAUCGUUUCCGCACACACCGAUGUACAAAUGAUGAAACGUGAAAUUGAAGUGUAUAAGUCAACCUUAGCAGAAAAUGAGAAGGAACGAGAUAUGUUAUCGCAAAAGACUCGUACAUUGGAUAUUUCUGUAAAAGAACUGGAACAAUCAUUAUCGGAUGAAAAAGGAAGAUGUCAUGAAUGUGAAUUACGCUUGAAGAAAACUCAAAAUGAACUGGAACAUGUACGGGAUAAGUACGAGAAAGCGGUGAAAGAUGGACAAACGGAACUUCUAGAAGAAAGAAGAAAAAUGAGGUUAAAAAUGGAUGCAUUAUUACGAGCAAAUGAGGUCAAAAAACGAGACGCCAGAGAUGAACAAGCAAUCGAAGAGUUACAAAAAGAACUUGCCAUUAAAACGUCAGAACUUAAUCGAGUUUUGGCACAAGUCAGUCAUCUCGAAAAUAUCAACAAAUCACAGGGUAUAUAUGGAGAAACAUGGGAACAUCAAUAUCGAAUGACAUUUACUGAAUUAGAAUCAUUACGUGACGAAAAUGCAAGCUUAAAAACAAAAAUACGUAGACAAUAUCGUGAAAUCGAACUUUUAAAACAGCAGUCAGAAAUGGAAGCAGAUGUUGCUAUGCUGGAAAGUAAAAUGGGUAUAUCGGGAACGAAUACAACGACAACAACAACAACAAUAACGGAAAGUCCGCAUGAUAAAUACGACUUAUCAGUUUGA
Messenger RNA from Loa loa (African eye worm), 1323 nucleotides. RefSeq lists its product as hypothetical. NCBI's taxonomy places the organism in Eukaryota, Metazoa, Nematoda, Chromadorea, Rhabditida, Onchocercidae. The transcript is spliced from 9 exons. The record is from RefSeq and is a predicted model, not a curated record. The coding region runs from base 1 to 1323 and encodes 440 amino acids.